AUGCUUAUUAUGUCGCCCACUGCCCCCCGUGAGAGGCAGCGCCGCCCCAAGACCUCCCAAGACGAACGACAAUGUUCCAUUUGCUCGCAAACCUUCAAGAAGGCCGAACACCUGGCCCGCCAUAUCCGGUCGCACACGAAAGAACGCCCAUUCACUUGUGACGUAUGCGGCAAGUUCUAUGUCAGACAAGACACACUAUUGCGCCAUACAAGAUCACAUCGCGUGAAUGCUCAGCCAGCUAGACAGACUAGUGAGGGCAAUAAUGGGUCCGUCGCGGAAUGGAGCCCGCUCGAUGACACGAGUGACCAUCAGGCCUGCAUGAUCCAGCCAUCCAACGCUGCACAAUCAGCAUCAUCUGCUCCUGAGCAGGAGCAGAUGCUGUUGGAUCUCCCCCUCCCACCUAUCCCGGAUCUUCCAGCCGAAUUGACGGCGUCGAAAUUGGACGCAUCAGUGGAAGACGUACCAGUUCAGCAGAGCCAGAGUGAUCAACCCACGAACGACCAUGGUGACGCCGUGAUGCAUUGGCCCUUCACGGAGAUGAAUGAUAUUCUCACAUCUGAGACAAGCCCGUGGGAGACACUACCAGACGGACUUAGAGAGCUCGACUGGAUGCCAUGGUUAACAGGGCCUAAUUUUGAUCUUGAUGCACUGAAUCAAUCAUUAAUCGAGACGACCGACAUCCAAACAAUGGAUCUCGUACGAAACCCAGACGAAGCACAGGGGCCAAUCCAGAGACGAUGGCAUACCUGCUCCGAGUCCAUCAUAUCAUCUGGUCAGACGACGCCAGAUCUUCGGCGCCCCGGCAGCAGUGACCGUGACCGCGGUCAUAUUCACAUGAUCCCAGACGAAUCAUACCGGCAAACGCUGGCCGAGAGUCUUCAACAACGUGUACAGCCAGGGAUUUUGCCAUCCACUGGAUUCUUGGACUUUUGCCUUCAAGCAUAUUUCAAACACUUUCAACCCAUAUUUCCCCUCAUCCAUGUGCCCACAUUUCGUCCGUCGAAAAAGAAUGCCCUUCUCCUCUUGUCCAUCUGUUCCAUUGGUAGUCUGUUUCUGGGGUCGCCGCGAGCAGUGGCUCACGGCAUAAGCAUGUUUGAAAGGCUGCAGAAGUCAAUCCUUGCCUCGUGGGAUGCACAUAUAGCAGGGACGGGCGACUCAUCCAUCAAUCCGCUGCAGGCUUCCGCGAUAGGUCAAACAUUUGGCCUUCUAGUCGGGAGACCCAAAGAUCUAACGGGAAUCGAGGUGUUCCAUGGUAGUAUAAUUGCGUGGGCACGCAGCGCAAAGUUGUUCAAGGUAGUCAAUGAGGCUACCAAACCCUUCAAUAUAGAAUGCAGUGGUGAGGAACUAGAGGCAUCAUGGAAAGCAUGGGCCCGCUUGGAGGAAAAGAAACGUAUUGUCGUAGGAAUCUACAUCCACGACGUGGAACUGGCUAAGCUGCACAAUCAUGAGCCCAUCCUACGACAUGCCAUUGAGAAGAUCCCAAAGCUAUCCCCGCUAGGCGUAUUCACAGCGCCCAACGCAGUAGCGUGGAAAAAGCAGCACCUUCUCACACAGCAACCAAAUCUCAUCCCUCCCUCACCACCGUCCACCGACCCCAAGUCUCUGUUAGUCGAAACCAAACCAACCAACGAUUUCGAAUCGUACGCCAUUUUAGAGUCCAUCGGAUCAUUGGCUCUGGAGGACCGAGGGUCUGCUGGCAUGCAGCACUCAGCAACAGUCGAAAAAUGCCAACGGUUACUCAUACAGUGGUUCUUACAACGGCAGAAUCACAACACAGAAAAUGCCCCUCCGUCUAGUAGCACAACCGCGGAUCCCUUCUGCCUCCGCAUCCUUUGGCAUUCAACCUUCAUGCACCUAUACACACGGUUCGAUGACCUGGAAUGCGAAUGUGGCCGAGAAGGCGAGAUGCUAUCUCAGCAGAAAUCCACGUAUGCCGCAUCCUGGGCCAAAUCAACAAAUGCCAAGCGUGCGCUUCUGCAUGCGGCUUUAAUCCAGAGAGAGUUCCAGACGCACGCGCUAGGAGCAGAGCCAGCCAUUCACGUCCCAAUGGCACUUUAUUAUGCAGGGCUAGCCUGGGCCUCUUUUACUCAAUUUGGUGCGAGUGAGGACGCUCAUAUUGAUCGUAACGCUGAGCAUCUCGACUCCCCCGAGCUGAGACUCCUUGGGAUCAACCAGAUGAAGUUCUUCGCCGAAGUUAUGGGCAACAUCCAAAUGGGAAGACCGGCGUCAGGCCCGCUGUUCAGGGCGAUUGAUUUGCUUGGGAAAAUCAAUCAUUGGAAACUGUCGCAGAAUCUUUCCAGUACCCUACUAGGGUUUGUGGAAAAUAUGCCGGAUUUAUUUUGAUUAUUUGGCUAGGCAAUAUUUUCAUUUAAGACAGAGUUUGGUCCUCCGAGAUGCUUGU
Messenger RNA from Aspergillus steynii IBT 23096, 2401 nucleotides. RefSeq lists its product as uncharacterized. Gene Ontology annotation, biological process: DNA-templated transcription; regulation of transcription by RNA polymerase II. The record is from RefSeq and is a predicted model, not a curated record. The coding region runs from base 1 to 2343 and encodes 780 amino acids. Gene Ontology annotation, molecular function: RNA polymerase II cis-regulatory region sequence-specific DNA binding; zinc ion binding; DNA-binding transcription factor activity, RNA polymerase II-specific. Gene Ontology annotation, cellular component: chromatin. The transcript has 8 exons. Lineage: Eukaryota; Fungi; Ascomycota; Eurotiomycetes; Eurotiales; Aspergillaceae.